Messenger RNA from Mugil cephalus (flathead mullet), 3347 nucleotides. It is a transcript of the gene plat, whose product is annotated as plasminogen activator, tissue. The transcript is spliced from 15 exons. The coding region runs from base 324 to 2165 and encodes 613 amino acids. Gene Ontology annotation, biological process: smooth muscle cell migration; plasminogen activation. The record is from RefSeq and is a predicted model, not a curated record. Lineage: Eukaryota; Metazoa; Chordata; Actinopteri; Mugiliformes; Mugilidae. Gene Ontology annotation, molecular function: serine-type endopeptidase activity.
GUGUGCAUGUUGCCAUGUGUUGUGGUGCUUGCGUGUGUUGAUAUGUACGCGCGUUUCCGAAUCGCACUGCGCCUGUAGUGCUCGCGUUAUAGCAGGAAACACAUGUUUUUAGCUGACAGGGCUGCAGGGAGCGAGGCACCAUAGUGGACGGAGCUGAACAGCUGCACAGCUGCACAAAGGAAACAAAAAGGAAACUAGCGUGUUGUUGUCAACCCAGCCAGUGAGGCUCUGUUGGGGGGUAAAAGCGAAGGUUUUUUAUUUGUCCGGGCCAAGGGCAGAUCUCAAAGGACCUGUCCCCUUAAUGCAUAUUGAACACCACUUGGAUGACCAGAGUCAUGACCAGAUCACUUCAACUAGUCUUUCUGUUUUCUGCUCUCUGCUGCUGCCUAGCGGACAAUGUGGGGCUGCUCCGCACUAAGAGAGGGACCCGUUUUUACAGAGGUGAGCCUGACAGGGAGCAGCCAGCUAGACGGACGCUUUUCAUUAUUCAUGUCAAGAAGUCUUCGCCUUCCUCUGAAACCCCCUCGUUGUGUGUGGAUAGUGAGACCUCAGCAGUGCGUAGUAAUGGGGAGACUUGGCUGCGAUGGAGGGGACAGCGUGUGGAGUACUGCCAUUGUGCUUUAAGAGGACGAGUGCAUUGUCAUAUUGUGCCCACCAUCAACUGCUUCGAGUCCCAGUGCUACAAUGGGGGGACCUGUAAGGAGGCCGUGUACAGUUCAGACUACAUUUGCCAGUGUCCCCCAGGCUUCAGCGGGAUGCGGUGUGAGAUCAACAACAAUGAGAAGUGUGCUGUGGGGCAGGGCGAAGGGUACCGCGGCACGUGGAGCACCACCCGCUCAGGAGCGGAAUGCAUCAACUGGAACUCUACGUCUCUGAGAGGAAAGAAGUUCACGGCCAGAAAAAGCGACGCUGACAUUCUUGGACUGGGCAAUCACAACUUUUGCAGGAACCCUGACAGUGACAGCAGUCCCUGGUGUUUUAUCUAUAAAGGCACUCAGGUCGAAUGGGAGUUGUGCUCCUUGCCCAAAUGUCCAGCAGAUAAGGUCAAAGCAUGCUCGGUGGGCUCCGGUCAGUCGUACAGAGGCACGGCAUCCGUCACCAAGAGCGGCUCUCGCUGCAUCCCGUGGGACUCUCCUUCCGUCAAGCACAAGGUCUUCAACGCCUGGAGAUCGGACGCGCUGACGCUGGGGCUGGGCAGCCACAGUUUCUGCAGGAACCCGGACGGUGAUGCAGGCCCUUGGUGUCAUACGUACAAAAACAUGCGUCUGACCUGGGAGCUGUGUGACGUACCUAAAUGCUCAAGACGUCCGUCCGUCAUCACCACUCUUGGCCCGCGUGCUCCCACCACGAACAACAAUAACAGAGGAACGUGUGGCCAGCGUUUCGACAACACCCUGAAUCGGUUGGCCUUCCGCAUGUACGGGGGCAGAGAGAGCGACAUCAGCGAGCAGCCGUGGCAGGCGGUCAUUAACGUGUACGGGCCCGUAUCCAAACAACACUAUCACCGAUGCGGCGGAGUCCUCAUCGACUCCUGCUGGGUCCUGUCUGCCGCACACUGCUUCCCCGACAACGCUAAACCAGAAGAGCUGCAGGUGAUUUUGGGGAGAACGUUCCGUAAGCAGAACUCCAGCAGCGAGCAGAUAUUCGGGGUUGAGAAGUACUGGCUCCACGAGAAGUACGACAGUGAGACGUUCGACAACGACAUCGCUAUUUUGAAGCUGAAGACCGACAUUGGCAUCUGUGCCGUAAACUCUGAAGCAGUCCUUCCCGUGUGUCUGCCUGAACGUGGGCUGGUGCUGCCCGACUGGACUGAGUGUGAAAUCUCAGGAUAUGGAAAAGACAAAGAGUUUUCCGCUGAGUUCUCAGACCGCAUUAAGAGAGGUCAUGUGCGCCUUUGGCCCCAAGAGCGCUGCGUCCCCGAGGCUCUGUCCGGGAGGACGAUUACCUCCAACAUGCUGUGUGCAGGAGACACCCGAGGGCUGGACGAUGCCUGCAAGGGAGACUCUGGCGGCCCGCUGGUCUGUCGGCACAAUGACAGGAUGACUCUGAUGGGUGUGAUCAGCUGGGGUGACGGAUGUGGGCGGAAGGACACGCCAGGGGUCUACGCCCGCGUCACCCGCUACAUCAACUGGAUCAACAAAAAAAUGAAAGCGAGCCCGGUGUAACGUGACGCUGCGAGCAAGAUUUUGUUGACUGACGUCGGUGGAAACAGUGGGUGUUUUAUCCUCUGACAGACGCAGAGUUCCUCGGGACUCUUCCUGAUUCUGUCGAGAGCUUGUUUACCUGUGGAUCUGAAUCCAAACAGAUGCAGGUUUUGAGCCAGCAGGACCGUUUUCUACAGAGACACACCAGAACCCAGAGGAGUUCUGUGUCGUUCCAAGACCUCUUUUUACGGCUGUGUUAAAUGUGACAGUGAGAACCAACACGUUUUUUUUUUAAAUCGUUCAUUUUGUGUCUUCUCUCUUCACCGGACAGACAGUUAACCUGACAAAAAAAAGUAGCAAAUGGCAAAUUUACAUGCCUCUGCUCUUUGUGGCUGCCUUUAAACGAGUAUAUCCACAGCAUCACAGUCAAGCCGUUGGUUCUUUUCACCCAGAAGAACAUAACACAGGCUUUUACUAGUCACACUAUACUAAAUCACAUAGAGUAGGGUUCUGUUUGCUACUCCAAAGGGCAUUUUUAAACUGUCCUCUAGGUGUAGGUGUAUAUUGGCUUAAUGCGAAAAUUGUCUUCAGUUUGUCACGAGGAGUUUCAGACCCUCGUACAAAACCGCAAGAUAAAUCUGCUGGUUCAGAUUCUGUUUGCGCUUGCAGCUUUUUCACCCUGUAACUUGCCGCCUCCUCAUAGACGAGAACAUAUUUGGAGGUGGAAGCAGGAAAGAUAGAGACUUUCGCUCUGUGUCAACCAACAAACCUGUCAUUGUUAAACCUUUACCCUCACAAUAGAGGAAGAGACUUGUUCUCAUUUUCUUUUGUAUGAUGUUUUCGGAGCACUUCUCCACCAGACUACUGGGUUGAGCCCAGUGUGUAUAUAACAUGUAUAUUUCCUGAUUAUUGAUUUUAUAUUGAAACCUGGGGUCCGGGGUCUGUUUUUAUUUCUGCGCUCAAUUAAACCGCUUUAUUGACUGCACAGCUUAACUCCUUAAUGAACUUUGUUCUGUGAAAGACUCUGAAUGGGAACGAAGUUUUAGAUUGUUUUGUACUAAGUUAAUAUUUAUGUGUAUUUUGCAUUGUUUUGUAUAAACUUCAAUAUGUUACAUAGUGUGUGUUAAUAACUUAUUGUUAUUGCCGUUAUAACCACAUCUGGCAACACACUCUUUUUGUCAAUAAAUAUUCUGAAUACAUUUU